Messenger RNA from Paecilomyces variotii, 1079 nucleotides. RefSeq names its product putative GNAT family N-acetyltransferase. The transcript has 4 exons. NCBI's taxonomy places the organism in Eukaryota, Fungi, Ascomycota, Eurotiomycetes, Eurotiales, Thermoascaceae. Gene Ontology annotation, molecular function: acyltransferase activity, transferring groups other than amino-acyl groups. The coding region runs from base 367 to 996 and encodes 209 amino acids. The record is from RefSeq and is a predicted model, not a curated record.
CUUGGCAAACCGCCUUUCUUUUAUUUGCUUCAAUUAGCUCUAGAUAUUAAAUGGACGAUUAAUAUCUUUCUCUGUUGAUUGUAAUUCGAAUAUUGCGCAUUACUCUCCCUCCAAUCUAUAGCAAACUCCUACUUUUCCAGUUCGGCGCUCAAAGUUCUAUUUUCUAUCUUAGCGUUGCCGAUAAAAGGACCAAAGAAGUUGAAUUAUUGUGAACAUUGAAUUCAACCUCGCCUCAACAUCAGUUUAAGUGGCUGGGAGACGCAGAUUGGCCCUUGUGAACGUGGUGGCGGCUUUUAGAUGUCCGGCGUGAGAUAUAAUCAAUAAAUCACUUAUAUCAAACAUCAAACAUCAAAAGGGGACACCACAAUGUCCUUCCAAAUCCGCCCCGCCACAGAAGCAGACAUACCCGAAGUCCACGCUAUAAACACUCACUAUGUCACCAACACCGUGGCGACAUUUCUUCAGAACCCUGCACCUUUAUCAUCCAUGUUCUUCAAGUUCAGAGACUUCACAGACCGCGGAUUGCCCUUCCUGGUUGCUGUGGAUGAUGUCAAGAGCACAGGAGAUACUUCCGAACGGCAACAGACCGUGAUCGGGUACACGUAUCUCUCCCCUUUCAGGGGCGCAAUGCUCUCAUAUGCUCCUACUGUAGAGCUCUCGCUCUUCGUGCAUAAGGAUUAUACUUCUCGAGGUGUGGGUAGCGCGCUGCUUUCGGCGCUCUUGGAGAAACUUCAAGGUGGCAUGGUGAAGCACCUUGCGCGCGAACAUGCUGGUGAUCUCGAAUAUGAGGUUCUUGCCCCUGAUGGUGGAGUACCGGUUCGUAAUGUGAUCGCUUGUAUGGCGUUGGACGCAGUGAAUGGUAAGGAAGGUGGUGAGGGGCUACGGAAGUGGUAUGAGAAAAGGGGAUUUGUGGAAAGAGGAAGGUUGAAAAGUGUUGGAUGUAAAAAGGGAAGAUGGAUUGAUACGGUAUAUCUUCAAUAUAUUGUUCCAAACUAAGCUAUAUCUAAGAAUUAUGAUCAAUUUGAGCGACCCUGACAGCGCAGCACAUGCGGAUUAAUGGACUAAUUUGUCGUACCUUC